GCCAAGGGCAGUCACGGAGGAGCUGUCUUGGGGGAGGCUGACGCGGCUGUCCUGGAGAUAGUGUUAAGGGCAGGCAAGGGCAGGCAGUCGUGAUGGCGCCGAAGAAGAAGGGAAAGGGGAAGGGGGACAAGCUGGCACGCAUGACGGUAGAGCAGCGGCAGCAGUACUUGGAUCGGCGGGCGGCGCAGGAGGCGGAGAGCGCGCGGAGGAAAGAAGAGCUGCUCGCGGGGUUCCUCAAGCUCAAGUUAGCAGACGAAGGGAAGAAGGGCGAGGUGAACGAGGCCCGACUCAUGACCAAAUGGCGGGAGGUGCUGAGAGAAGCGAAGACCUCCACACUCAGCACCCAGCUCCAGGAGCUAAGAGAGCGCGUGGCCGAGGGAACAACACGCCAGAGUCGCCUCAUUGAGUUGCUCAGGUGCCAGGUCGCUCAGGCUCACCACCAGCGCGCUCAGGCCGCCCACAACCACCUGGCCGCCGUGCACAAACUGACAGAGUUGCAUGAGGAGCACGUGGCUUUGUUGACGCAGUACCUGAGAGGGCGUGAGGCUGAGAUGGUGGGCGGGGCGGCGGCGGCGGGCACGGAGCAUCUGGCGGCGACCCAACUCCACCAGCUGCGCCGUCUGUCCCUCGUACAGCAGGCGUCCCAGCGGGACCACGACCUAACGGAGAAGGAGCAGCUGGCGGCCUUCCAUACCACGCUGACGCAGAUCACAACGCAGCUGGAGGAGGAGGUGGCGGCGGCGCGGGUGGAUGGAGAGACCCAGCUGGAGCGUGCGUGGGGGCAGCUGGCGGCGAGCGUGAGGCAACACCAGGCGGAUACUUCGGCUCUGCGCGCGACCUGCCAGCGUCUGCAGGAGCGCGUCGCCGCCCACCGCGCCACCCUCGCCUCUGUCACCACCGCCACGAAGGAUAUGCAGGACGAGGUCGAUAAACUUCGGAAAAAGCUGCGGCAAGAGCGCUCCCCCACAGCCGCGGAACAGGAGCUGCGUCGGCUGCGCGGUGCGGUGGGCGUGGUGCGCGCGGCGACGGCGGGGCAGCGCGUGGCGGGGCGCACGCUGCUCAAGGCCAUCAACGGGCGUGGGGAUCAAGCGACGAAACGCGUGGAGGAGGUGCUGAGGGAGGGCCGCGCCGUCCUGGACCUCGCCGAGAUCUGCCAGCGCCUCGAGACCAACCGAGACCGCAACCUGCCCUUCCUCCCGCCCUCCGCCGCCGCCGCCGCCACUGACGCUUCCUCCCGCCUCUCCCCGGAGCCCCGCGUGCCCUCCGUGGAUCUUCUCGCCCUCCCCCCGGUUCGCUCCGCCCCCCCUCUUGAGACAGAGACACUGGUGGGGCUUCACUCCGAGACGGACGAAGGCCUCGGCUCCUCCGUCUAUUCCUCCAAGGGUGGCGCCUCCUCGCGCUCCUCCAGGGCCGCCCUGUCCAGCCGACCCCCCGCCGCCGCCGCCCGCCCCGCCACUGGGAGCAAGAGGACACAGAGGAAGCCCAGUAAGGUACACAAAACGGGAAUGGGCGAGGAACAACAACAACAACAACAGGAAACAGACGAGGGCAUGGACUCAUCAGCAGCGGAACCCCAAACAGCAUCAUCCACCCUCUCCUUACCGCUCCUCCCCUCCUCCUCCUCCUCGACCUCCUCCAGCGCCCUCACCCCCCCUGCCACGACCGCCCCGCCCCCCUUGCACCCCGGCGGGAGGAGGGCGUCGCUGGGGAGGGAGAAGCUGGCGAGGAUAAGUGAGCUGCUGUACCAUGAGGAGGCGAGUCACGAGGCCCAGGGCGAGGAGUUCGGUCCCAUCCCUGACAUCGUUCUGCAGGAGGCUGACGCGGCCCUCAGAACACACGAAGGGCUCAGGAAGUUCUGGCGCAAGUAUCACCAAGUUCAGCUCGAGCGACUUGCCCUGCGCGGGGAGGCGGCGGCGCUGCGGGAGGAGGGGCGCCACCUGCGGGUCCUCCUGAAGAAGUAUUUUGUCUCCCUCGGUAUGAGUGACGCCGCCCUCCGCCUCCCCUCCACCUCCCCCCUGAGUGUUGGCGCGCUGCCUCCCCGCCAUCCCCACUUCGAUUCCCGCGGCAGUGGGCGUUCCAAGUCUGUUCCCCCGAGUGCACGAAGCGGCAGCGUGUUGAGCGGCGGGCUGGCUACCUUCUGCAGCGCCUCCCACCGGUUCCCCUUCUCCCCGGCACCUCCUUCCGUCAUGGUGCAGGAGGGAAAGGUUCUGGUGCGUGCUAUGGCCCUGCACGACGCCCCACGCCCCUCCCACGCCGUCCAGACCGCACACCCACGCCCACACGCAUCUUCCGUCACCAUAUCCGUCAUCGCCCCCACCACCCAUGCCCUAUAGUUUUUGCUGUGGUAUCUCCGCGUGUGUGUGUGUGUGUGUUUAUUAGGUAUUGUUAAUGGAUAGUCUUCUGAAAGCGCAUGUCACUGGUUGUCACACAUCUACCCGGGUAGCCAGACCUGCUGGGGACUCUUCCAACAUGGCAUUCCACCUUUACUACUGCAGGCUGAGAGGCACCUUUUCAUCAUACAGCAUUUAUUAUAACAACACUUCCUAAUAAAACAUAACUGGAGAA
This is a messenger RNA of Eriocheir sinensis (Chinese mitten crab), 2565 nucleotides long. RefSeq lists its product as uncharacterized. Gene Ontology annotation, biological process: regulation of cilium movement; cilium-dependent cell motility; axonemal dynein complex assembly. The transcript has 13 exons. Gene Ontology annotation, cellular component: axonemal dynein complex; axoneme. The record is from RefSeq and is a predicted model, not a curated record. Bases 93 to 2333 code for a protein of 746 amino acids. Lineage: Eukaryota; Metazoa; Arthropoda; Malacostraca; Decapoda; Varunidae.